GGUGACAGAAGGAUGAAGGAAAUGAGCCAAGAGCAGAGGAAACCAGAAUUGCACAUUGCAGGCUGACUUGUGCAAGUGACCGGCCAUGAGUGAAGCAGAAAGGGGAAGGCACAGCCCUGAAGGACAGGAACAGAGCACGAUCUGCAGGAGGGCUGCCCGGGGUGGAAGCACAGCCGGUGGGGCCAUGCGGCUGCUGCUGCUGCUCUGCUGUGCAGAUCUGUGCCUCCCCGGCUGGGCGCUGCGGGGACCCAGUGCCGUGACAGGGUACAUCGGGGGGACACUCUCGGUGUCCUGCUCCUACCAGGAGGGUUAUGAGACGUACCCGAAAUACUGGUGCUCCCCUGGGACACUUACCAGCUGCUUAUAUAACACCGACAUCGUCAUCACCUCGGAGCAGCAGCCCUGGGUGCAGCGGGGCCGGAUCUCCAUCCGGGACAACCGCACGCAGCGGGUGUUCACUGUGACCAUGAAGGACCUGACUGCAGGGGAUGCGGGAACGUACCUCUGUGGGGUGCAGAGACCCAUAUGGCAGCAGGAUGUCACCAACAAGGUGUGGGUCAUCGUGCUCUCAGACACAACACUGCGGGCUGACACUGCGCUCCCUCCGACCACCGCACGGCCGCUGCCAGUGGGGACGGACGCUCCGAUGGGGACGGACACCGCUCCGGGGACAGACACGGCUCCAGGCCGCCUCGGUUCGCCGUCCGUGUUCCCGGUGCUGGCGGGGCUGCAGGUGCUGGCGCUGCUGGCCAUGGGCACAGUGGUGCUAUGGCUGAACCUGCCGAGUGGCCACCCGCAGCCCCGCAGCCUCGCGCAGUUUCUCCCCGCAAUAAAGCUCCGCUCCUGGCCCCCGCCCGGCUCCGUGCUUCCCUCCGGCCGCCGCGAGGGGGUGCAGGGGGCGGGGGGAACCUCUGGGCCCGAGUUCCAGCCUCCCGACGGGAGCGGUCCCGGAGGCGGCGGCACGCGGAGCUCCGCUGCUCCUCAGCCUCGGCGUCCCGCAGCCGGUGGGGCCAUGAAGCUGCUGCUGCUGCUGCUCUGCUGUGCGGAGCUGUGCCUCCCCGGCUGGGCGCUGCACGGACCCAGUUCCAUGACGGGGUACAUCGGGGGGUCCCUCUCGGUGUCCUGCUCCUACCAGGAGGGAUAUGAGACGUACCCGAAAUACUGGUGCCACCCUGGGACACUUACCAGCUGCUCAUUUAAAAACUACAUCAUCACCUCGGAGCAGCAGCCCUGGGCGCAGUGGGGCCGGAUCUCCAUCUGGGACAACCGCACACAGCGGGUGUUCACUGUGACCAUGAAGGACCUGACUGCAAGGGAUGCGGGAACGUACCUCUGUGGGGUGCAGAGACCCAUAUGGCAGCAGGAUGUCACCAACAAGGUGCAGGUCAUCGUGCUCUCAGCACUGCCUUCCACAUCAGCCAUUCCCUCUGGCCCCAUUUCAGGCCCCACGUGGAUGUCUCCCCAGCAGGAAACUACAAAGCAGACCGCACACCCCACUUCCCCCGGAGACCUCAGUGAAGGGCAGUUGAACAUAGUGAUGGACAUCCUCAUCCCGUGCAUCGCGGUGGUUUUGUUUCUUCUUGCACUUGCUGCUGUUGUUCUGGUAAUUCUGUCUCGGAAGAGGAAGAAGGCCCUCGCAGGAGCAUCCAUCGAGAUGUGCAGCACUCAUGGCACAGCCAACGCGGAGGUGCUGCAGUAUGUGGAUAUCAGCCAUGUGGGCACGAAGCAGAGGCAGCUGUACAGCAACGUCAGGGCUGCCCCUGUAUCCCUGCAAACAGACACCGAAUAUUCCGAGGUCAAGAAGCCCAGCCAGAAUUUGGCAGUGAAUACGGAGACCCCUAAUACCCAGGUGUGCAAAAUCCCUCUGGAGGAGCAGGAGCAGCUCUAUGCCAACGUGGUUCCCAGGCAGCAGCGUGCAGCACAGUGAGGAUGGGCAGCCAGCGCCGCUGUCUGCUGGGGCCGAUGGCAGCGGGAGCUGCUCGGGACACCGGGACCCACUCGGGGGCAUCGUGACGGAGCUUUGGGCAGCCAGGAACCAACUGCGCGACAGAGCGGCUGCUUUCACAGGCUCCGGUGCUUCUUUGGAACAGCCCAAGACAGGAAGAGGUUGAGCAAGAGGGGAUAAUAACAUCACCUCCUGCGCUCAGGGACCUCGUGCCCAAUGUGGCAGCCGUGCAGGGAGCACGGACUAGUCCACGUUGUGUGUCCCGGGCUCAGCUGGCACAGCCGCUCCCGUCCGCCCCGCGCCCCAGCUCGGUUCAUCACUGACCCCUGGGCGCUCACCCGACGCGCUGCUCCCCGCGGAACGUCGCUCCGUUCCCAUUAAACAGCCGGUACCCGGUGGAUCCGU
This is a messenger RNA of Coturnix japonica (Japanese quail), 2350 nucleotides long. RefSeq lists its product as uncharacterized. The record is from RefSeq and is a predicted model, not a curated record. Gene Ontology annotation, molecular function: transmembrane signaling receptor activity. Gene Ontology annotation, cellular component: plasma membrane. NCBI's taxonomy places the organism in Eukaryota, Metazoa, Chordata, Aves, Galliformes, Phasianidae.